Messenger RNA from Iphiclides podalirius (scarce swallowtail), 408 nucleotides. NCBI's taxonomy places the organism in Eukaryota, Metazoa, Arthropoda, Insecta, Lepidoptera, Papilionidae. The record is from the annotation of a GenBank genome assembly.
AUGCUCCCUGAGUCGAAAUCAACCGAUAAUCCUGAUGGAAUCAAACGGUUCGCGGGCUCCCAUACGCUCCGUCGCUCGCGUCGAUAUCGCGCCGAGCACGAGGCCAAAACGGCCCUUAUCUCGGUGACUCUACGACCUCGGUACAAUCACAAGCUACUCUACAAUUUCUGUCGGACUAAAGGGUGGCAGAUAGCGCGCUAUCGCAUCGGCAUUGGCGCGGGUUCGAACCCGGCGGGCUAUCGCGCUCAUUACGCGAUAGUUAUUCAGUUUGUUAACAAUGCCGUCUGCGCUGAUAUCGUGCCGCUAAUGAGACUGUGCCUUAGAUACGCGGCUCGUUUAGCGUUCGUUUUUAUCGGGCCGCUUGUACGAAUCGAAUCCUACGUCGAUAGAGACGUGUACAUGUACGCC